Messenger RNA from Adineta steineri, 603 nucleotides. The record is from the annotation of a GenBank genome assembly. NCBI's taxonomy places the organism in Eukaryota, Metazoa, Rotifera, Eurotatoria, Adinetida, Adinetidae.
AUGAAUGAUAUUAGUGUAGAAACACAUGAGUCAAUCGAUGCGGCAAGAAUUGCAUAUUUAAAAGAUCAAAUGGAUGUUGAAGAUGAAGAAUUAAUUUAUCUUAAUCGUAUUCUCAAACUUCAAUAUAAAAGACGAGAAUUGAUUCUUAAUCGUAAUACUCCAUCAGUAAUUAUUGAUGAUUUUCUUUAUCAAAGCGAUAUAAAUGAUGCUAGAAAUAUGAAUUUAUUGAAUAAACUUGGUAUUCAACAUAUUAUUAAUACAUGUAAUAUUUCUUUACCGAAAUUAAUUACAGAAAAAUUUAAUGUUCUCUGGAUUAAUAUAGUUGAUGAUUCGAAUAAAAAUAUCGCACAAUAUUUUCAUAAAACAAAUGAUUUUUUAUCUUCAUGUAAACAGAAAAAUGAGAAAGUAUUAGUUCAUUGUCAAAUGGGUAUUUCUCGAUCAUCUUCAAUUAUUCUUGCUUAUCUAAUUAAAUAUCAUCAUGAUACUUUAUUUAAUGCUUAUGAUAAUUUACUCAAUCGACAUCCUUUUGCUGCACCUAAUUAUGGGUUUUUUAUUCAAUUAAUUCGAUAUGAAAAAGAAUUACAUCAAAUUCAAACUACAUGA